Messenger RNA from Pyricularia oryzae 70-15, 2259 nucleotides. RefSeq lists its product as uncharacterized. The transcript is spliced from 3 exons. Bases 591 to 1928 code for a protein of 445 amino acids. NCBI's taxonomy places the organism in Eukaryota, Fungi, Ascomycota, Sordariomycetes, Magnaporthales, Pyriculariaceae. The record is from RefSeq and is a predicted model, not a curated record.
AAAAGAACAAAGAAAACAAUUGUUCACCCGAAUCAAAAGAAUCGCCACCGUGUGCAAAGCGAAACGUGGCGUUCAUCAAUGCUUAUUGGUGGAAGCUACGCCUUUGAAUUAUCGUAAUCUUCCAAAAAGGCUGUCAAAGGAGUAUGGGACUGUAGCAGCAAAGUCCAAAACGCCCAGUUCUCGCUGACAAGGCGGGCACGAGACUCGGACUUGGCGGAAACACAACUAUGAUACCUUCCUUUCCUUACUUUUCGAAUCUUUGUUUGCCUCGAUUUCCACGCCUUAGUAAAGACAUGGAUGUUUUCAAAUCCCACGAUAUCUCUUUCGUUUUCCCCGCCUAUUCCAGAAUCCCCCGAUAACCCGAGUUUCAACGAUCAGCGUCUCGUGAUUCUAGCGGCGUAUUGAUCCCUUUUUGGCCCUAAUUACAAAUAAUCGCCUCCCUUAGCCUGCUGCACACAUUUACGCAUACGCGACGCAAACGUUCAAACAAACAUCCCGCAUCGGGGGUUCUCUAGCAAAUACUGGUUUGUGCGCUCAAGAACGAACACCUGGAUAGAUAGGCGGCCCGACGACAGAGCCCUCGGGUCGCGAUGGCGAAUGUCGAAGCGUCCAGCCCGUUUCGCAGUAGUUACCUGGAAGCAGCCGCCAGGCAUCUAAACUCCAAUCUCUUCGACCCUCAGUCACCACCACCACCACCACCACCACAACUAGAACUACCACAACUUCCUCCACAGUCGGCCCCCGCUGCUCACGACGGUCAGCAAUCACACUUUACCCGACGCCGACGCUCGCGAGCCUCCUCUCCCUGGAUCUUGACCGCAUUUUCUGACUUCUCUGACAUUGAUUUGACUUCCCCCUCAACCUCGACUCUACGCACCGCGGCCCCACAAUACACACCUGUUCUCCCUCCGCCCCUACCGACUCCCGAGCUGCAACUCAUAUCUCUGUCGACGAUAGCGACGACCUUCCCGCAAGACGUGAGCGAGUCGAUACUGUCUUUGUCGCCCGUGUCACUCCCUUCAUUGAGCAACUCGGCCGAUCGUCUGCCGCGCUUCCAUCCACAACGGCCAUUCCGCCCGCUACCAAUUGCGAACCCCAACGAUAACGACGACGCCCCGGAAGCUGACGUGCCAUUCAUGCCAGUCCGGGAGUCUUUGCGAAUAGACAGGCUUGUGUCGUCUCGCCCCAAGAGUCCACCACCACCGCGGUCACAGUCUAGCCGAUUCGCGGAAGCCGGAAGUAGCAGCAGUAGCAGUAGCAAUCCGUUUCCUGCAACGGAAUCCCGCACGCAGUCAACUGUCAAGCCAGAGGCCACCGCGAGCAAUAGCAUAGAAAUUUCCUCUCUAACUGAGCACAUAAUGCCCGCUUCUACGAGAUCACGGGUAACUGCCCCAUCGGGGAGCAAUUCCUCGCCACCAUCUGCAUCUGAGUCUACCAAACUCAGAGCCCCGAGACGAUCACAAGGCGGAGCAUCUGACAAAAGCACCCGACCGCGGCCCGGGGCAGAGGAGGAUGAAGAUGAAGAUGAGUGGGAACAACCUCUGGCAAAACGACGAAGACUCGGACAGGCGAACACGGAGGUCAUCGAUCUUGUGGAUGCCGAGACGGCUCCCGCACCACCGAAGGCAACGAAGCCAAAGUCUGCAAACCAGAUCAGACUUUCAAACCUUCAGUGCUCCAUCUGUAUGGAUGAUAUGACUUGUCUGACAUCUACUCACUGUGGUCACUUGUUUUGCGGCGGCUGCCUUCAUAGCGCUCUGCAUGUUAACGCCACCAAGCGAGUCUGUCCAAUCUGCCGACAGAAGAUCGAACUGGUUCCUACGUCUGGAGCCCGUGCCAACAAGGUUCCUACAAAGGGCUUUUGGCCUCUUUCGCUCAAGAUCAUGACGGCAACAAGAAAGGGCAAGACGAAAGAGGCAGGGGUGUAAUAUAACUUUUCACUUGGGUUUGGCGUUUGGAAUGCUGAGGUUUUGGCCUCUUUUGAGACUCGAUGUUGCUCGAAUACGUACACCUAGGCGUCUUCGAACUCAACAGUCCUCAUCCCCUUUUCAUUUCUCUAUUGGGUGUUGUAACAAGGCGUUGGGGCUCAUUGUCAGAGGUCUCUGGUCCCGGAAGAACCCGAUUGGGAAGCCAUACGGCAACGGUUGCAUUAGACGAUAUACCCAGGGAGCAUUGGUGGUUUAUGUGUUUUUAGCGAUUAUUCUCACCCUCUAAUCAUUGAGACCAUUGGGCGUGAAAUCAUUUACAACCUCUAGCGCA